This is a messenger RNA of Dentiscutata erythropus, 220 nucleotides long. NCBI's taxonomy places the organism in Eukaryota, Fungi, Glomeromycota, Glomeromycetes, Diversisporales, Gigasporaceae. The record is from the annotation of a GenBank genome assembly.
GCAUAAAGAACGCAUUCUUCAGCGUCGUCAUGAUCGUACUCAGUCUUUAACCUCUAGCACACCUAUACUUCCUACAAUUAACAAUCUCUAUCCAUCACUCCCUUCUAUUAAUGAAAUUUAUCCUUCACUUCCUUCUAUUAAUAAUCUUCCCUUAUCACUUCCUUCUAUCGAUAACAUCCUGUCAAGAUCAUCCUUUCCAUAUUUUAAUUAUUCCGGAUAA